AUGCCUGCUGCCGCAGAAAGAAGCUGGGUGCACAGGGAAUUCUGGCCGGCAAGACCAGGAGUGCCUGUGCGGUUUUGUAGAAGGUGCAACGCAGUUGAGCCAAGUCUAGAAGAAGUACAGAAUGUGAUCGAUCGUGGUGGCAAACCACGCCGACACUGGAAAGGAGCUUGCGGCUUCGCCAGCACCAGUGCCAUGGUGAACCACAUGCGAGACUGCCAUGAAGAUGCUCUACCAGAAACGGUUUCCACCGAGAGGAGCACACCUUCAAAAAGCGCCAAGAAGGUCGACCUGCAACUGAUGAGAGAGUGGGUGAUCUACUUGGUGCUAGGCUGCCUGCUUCCUUUUCGUCUUGUGCACAAUCGCUAUGUCAAGGCUUUUUUGUCCCCUCGCUUGCCGGGCCUUGGUGGGAAGCAUGCCUUGGAUUUGGAAUUCAAAGCUGUCAUGCAAGACUUGCGAGAGAAGGUUUUGUCGAUGAUCCGGGCAGCACGAGACAGCGGCUGUCGCUUUACCCUAUCGGCUGACACCUGGAAACCCAAAAUGAAGAGGCGAAAACAUUAUUUGGCGUGCCACUUAGAUUGGACACAAAAAGACUGGAGCCACACUAGCGUGUGCAUCUAUGUCGGUGUGGCAGAAGCACCGCGGACAGGUGAUCGCUACACAGAGCUUUUCAAGAAAGCGUUGGAGUCGGUGGAGCUGACGCCAGAGCGCAUUCAAGCGUCCGUUUCAGACCACGAGGGGGCGAUUCGAAAGGGUUUGCGCGGCCUCGGUGCGCCCCUGAUAGGGUGUGGAUGUCAUUGUUUGCAGCUAUGCUGCAAGCACGCUUUGCCAGAUCUGAAAGAAAGGACCAAAAAGAGGAAGUCUGCCGCUGCCAAAUUGGAUUCGGACUCUUCCUCAUCAGACACUUCUGAUGAAAGCUCGUCUUCUUCGAGCAGUUCGUCUUCUGAAGCAGAGGUGGCUGAGAAGAAGGCACCCAUGGCGCCUGGUGGUGUGAAAGGGCCCAAGGGCGACCCCGCCUCUGUGGAGUGCAAGGCAAAGCUGAAGGAGUCGUUCAGCAGGUACCGGUCGAUUGUGCGAUACUUUGCUUCCCACGAUGACAUGUACAAUGAAAUGUACUCAGCAGCUGCACAAGCCGAAGUGCCUUGCGUUGCCUACCAGCAUGAAACCCCAACACGUUGGAGCUCCGCCCUGCUGCAGAUUGUUUCUGUCAUCCGCAACAAUGCAGCUCACGCAUUGCUGAGCAAGGUUCGCAAGCAAGUGGAAGCUGAGAUGUUGCACUAUGAGCGCCUGAAUGUCACAGGAGAAAGCCCUUUGUCUUGGUGGCGCAGCCAUGAAGGACAGAUGCCAGUGCUCGCCCAGUUUGCGCAAGCGGCUCUUGGA
Molecule: messenger RNA, 1377 nt
Organism: Durusdinium trenchii
Lineage: Eukaryota; Dinophyceae; Suessiales; Symbiodiniaceae
Source: the annotation of a GenBank genome assembly